Arachis duranensis is the source of this 1755-nucleotide messenger RNA. RefSeq names its product tubulin alpha chain. Gene Ontology annotation, biological process: mitotic cell cycle; microtubule cytoskeleton organization. The record is from RefSeq and is a predicted model, not a curated record. Gene Ontology annotation, cellular component: cytoplasm; microtubule. Gene Ontology annotation, molecular function: structural constituent of cytoskeleton; GTP binding. The transcript is spliced from 4 exons. The coding region runs from base 144 to 1496 and encodes 450 amino acids. NCBI's taxonomy places the organism in Eukaryota, Viridiplantae, Streptophyta, Magnoliopsida, Fabales, Fabaceae.
GCGCACACAUUCCAUUUGUGUUAUCCAUCUCCGCUUCUCAGAAGAAGGCGUCUUCAUAAACGCCUUCUCUCUUCUUUGUCUUUCAACUCUCGUUCUCUAUACUUUCUCUUCAUUUCGUUUCUUGUGUAGUUUGAUCUGCGAAGAUGAGAGAGUGCAUCUCCGUUCACAUUGGUCAGGCCGGUAUCCAGGUCGGAAAUGCUUGCUGGGAGCUCUACUGUCUCGAGCACGGCAUCGGCCCUGAUGGGCAAAUGCCAAGUGACCACACCGUUGGCGGUGGUGACGAUGCUUUCAACACAUUCUUCAGUGAGACUGGUGCUGGAAAGCAUGUUCCACGUGCUGUUUUUGUAGAUCUGGAGCCCACUGUCAUUGAUGAGGUGAGGACUGGAACUUACCGUCAGCUCUUCCACCCUGAGCAGCUCAUCAGCGGAAAAGAAGAUGCUGCCAACAACUUUGCCCGUGGUCAUUAUACCAUUGGUAAAGAGAUCGUAGACCUGUGCUUGGAUCGCAUCAGGAAGCUUGCUGAUAACUGUACUGGUCUUCAGGGCUUCUUGGUCUUCAACGCAGUUGGUGGUGGCACUGGAUCCGGGCUUGGAUCUCUUCUUCUUGAGCGCCUGUCAGUUGAUUAUGGCAAGAAAUCAAAGCUUGGGUUCACAGUGUACCCUUCUCCUCAGGUGUCCACCUCUGUCGUUGAGCCAUACAACAGUGUCCUCUCCACUCACUCCCUCUUGGAGCACACUGAUGUUGCUGUUCUCUUGGACAAUGAAGCCAUUUAUGACAUCUGCAGACGCUCGCUUGAUAUUGAGCGUCCCACCUACACCAACCUCAACCGCCUCGUGUCGCAGGUGAUUUCUUCAUUGACUGCUUCCUUGAGGUUUGAUGGUGCCCUCAAUGUGGAUGUGACUGAAUUCCAGACCAACCUGGUCCCAUACCCCAGAAUCCACUUUAUGCUUUCCUCCUAUGCACCAGUUAUCUCUGCUGAGAAGGCCUAUCAUGAACAGCUUUCAGUGUCAGAAAUCACCAACAGUGCAUUUGAGCCGUCAUCCAUGAUGGCCAAGUGUGAUCCACGUCAUGGAAAGUACAUGGCCUGUUGUCUCAUGUACCGUGGUGAUGUUGUACCCAAAGAUGUCAAUGCUGCAGUUGCCACCAUCAAGACCAAGCGCACCAUUCAAUUUGUGGAUUGGUGCCCCACUGGUUUCAAGUGUGGUAUUAACUACCAGCCACCUACUGUUGUUCCCGGUGGUGAUCUUGCCAAGGUGCAGAGGGCAGUGUGCAUGAUUUCAAACUCUACUAGUGUGGCUGAGGUGUUUGGUCGCAUUGACCACAAGUUUGACCUCAUGUAUGCCAAGCGUGCUUUUGUUCACUGGUAUGUGGGUGAGGGUAUGGAAGAAGGUGAAUUUUCAGAAGCUCGUGAGGACCUUGCUGCCCUCGAGAAGGAUUAUGAAGAAGUUGGUGCUGAGUCUGCUGAGGGUGGAGAUGAUGAUAUCGAGGACUAUUAGAAGACUUGAUUCUCGGCCCUUGUUUGGCAUUCGUGAUGAUCUUUUUAUCGUUUCAACCUUUGUGAACUGUUUGCGUGUGUUGUUCAUCUUAGUAGCAUCGUUUUGUUGCUCAUAAGAUUUCCCUAGUUUAGUAUCCGUUAUUGACCUAUGUGUGUCAUUCCGAAAUGUAUGCCAUUAAAAUGUUUUGACCUAUGUGUGUCAUUCCGAAAUGUAUGCCAUUAAAAUGUUUUUCACCAUCAUAUACUUAUCGUUUAUUGCA